AGGUUGAAGAAACCAAUGAAGCCUUUCUAAUUAAUGCUACUAGAGCAGAAGCAUCAGUAUUAAGUCCAUUGCCACUAUCAGUUCAGAAACGAAGAACUGCAACAAUUAGGAACCGCAAAUCCACUUUACGACAUGCACUUGAAAAUCUUUUUUCUGAAAAACAAACUGAUUGGAAACGACAGGAGUUUGUAAAAGCUUGUCUUAAAAAAAAUAUUUACUUAGAUAAUAAUGUAGAAACGAAUAUGAAAAAGUUGUUUACAUGGUUCGAUGGAAGAAAAAAUAGAAUGAAACAAAUGGCUAGCUUGUAA
Molecule: messenger RNA, 308 nt
Organism: Dentiscutata heterogama
Lineage: Eukaryota; Fungi; Glomeromycota; Glomeromycetes; Diversisporales; Gigasporaceae
Source: the annotation of a GenBank genome assembly